Boeremia exigua is the source of this 923-nucleotide messenger RNA. RefSeq lists its product as uncharacterized. The transcript is spliced from 2 exons. The record is from RefSeq and is a predicted model, not a curated record. Bases 230 to 433 code for a protein of 67 amino acids. Lineage: Eukaryota; Fungi; Ascomycota; Dothideomycetes; Pleosporales; Didymellaceae.
AGCAUUGUUGCAGCGACCGAGGCGGAAGCUGUCACCUUGGCAGGGCUUUCCGUUUCCCUCACGUCAUCCCUUCUGAACUUCUUCACUUUUGACAACCCCAACGUACGCCACUGUAGGAUACUGUCUGACAGUAUUCGUCAUAGCUGUCGGGAGAUUUGAGGUUAGCAUUGUGAGCCAUCACAGGAAGCCUGUUACACAUCAGUCGGUUCUCGAGUACUCAACAUCAGCUAUGGGCGUCUGGCAGUGGUACAGAAAUCUCGCGCCGAGGACUAGGAUAUACAUGGGCGUCGGCAUCAUGGCAUACGCAGGCUUUGGCCUCCUCAUAUCCGACGAGAUCGAGCAACGCUUCGGCUUGACCCCCAAUGAGCAGGAUUAUGAGGAAGUCCGGCAAUUGAUACCCAGGAUUAGCACUGUAGAGAAGAAUCAGCGGUGAAGUGGCGCCAACCUGCGCUACCAACAGCCGCACGCCUUCCCAAGGAGCUACAUUUGGAAGAUUCGAGCACCUGAUCCUACCCAUCUUUCAACUAUGGAAUAAUACCACAAACAGCAAAUGGCAUAAGCUUUCGUGAUGGAAGAGUUGGAUCAGGCCCACCAAUAAUCCAUCCUCGCGCACGUGGAUGACCUCACAUCAGCCGGAUCAAUCUGCGAACGAUUGGGUUUGCACGAUGUCAGCCAAUCCACCGCAUCAGAAAACCUUACUAAGAUAGCUUCCUUCCUUGUAGCUUAUGCCAAGAACGAAAUGGAAGCUUGCAUUUCUGCUUUAGGCAAAACAUAUGUAGUCAGUGUGCGCUCUGGUCAGGGAGAUUCCUCGAAGACCGCCUCGUGAGGCUUCUGGUCGCUGAGAUUCAGGGUGGUCAUCCAUUAGGGCUGCUCCACAUCACCGAGAGUAAAUGACGAAGUCUGAUCAAAACUUGACAAUCUGG